Molecule: messenger RNA, 2104 nt
Organism: Mangifera indica (mango)
Lineage: Eukaryota; Viridiplantae; Streptophyta; Magnoliopsida; Sapindales; Anacardiaceae
Product: RNA-binding protein 38-like
Exons: 8
Coding region: 601-1455 (284 amino acids)
Molecular function (GO): RNA binding
Source: RefSeq, a predicted model, not a curated record
AAGACUGCUGUUUUUUUUUUCCUCUUUCUCUUUCUCUUCUGUUCAAAUCAUGACUCUACUUCUUCUUCGUCUUCGGCUUCGUAUCUUUUUUUUGCUCAUAAUUAUCAUCAUACACAUCCGCAACAUCCAUGAAAAAGAUUAAAAAGAAAACGAUUUUCCCCUUGUUAGAUAGUUUUAUCUCUGCUGUAUAAAAGUAAUUAUAGGUCACUGUUGUUAGUAUCAAACUCAAUUCUGGUUUUUCUAAGAUUCUUUCUACAACUUCUCUAUGGCCAACUUUUCCCAUACAAACGAAGCCCACCUCCAACUCUAAUUGGCCCAUGUAAAUUCUUUUAUUAUUAUGAUUCUUAGGUAAUAUUAGCUAACCUUGUCCGUUCUUUGAUUCCCCUUCCAAUACUAAGGAUUCUCAGUAUAUUUCUUCUUCCAUUUCUGAGGCUUAUCUGGGCUAUUUCUUUUAAGAUGUGGGUUUUUUUUUUAAUUGGGUCUACUUUGUUAUCUGUUAAUUAUCUGCAAUUUCAUUGAUCAUCAUCCCUUCUUCUAGAAGAUUCUUCGAUCCUCUCUUAUUAGUUAGAAUUAGUAUAUAAUUUUAUUUUUCUAUUCUUAAUGGCUUAUCAGUCGAUUCCGGGUCCUAGCUCGGGAUCGAGUUCCAGUUCUGGGUUUCAAUACAUGAAUUCUCCUUUUGGAGAUACCACAUACACCAAGGUCUUUGUCGGGGGACUUGCUUGGGAGACUCAAAGUGAGACCAUGCGUCGCUAUUUUGAGCAAUUCGGGGAGAUUCUUGAAGCUGUCGUCAUCACUGAUAAGAAUACUGGGCGAUCCAAGGGCUAUGGUUUUGUGACUUUUCGGGAACCGGAGGCUGCGAAGAAAGCCUGUGCUGAUCCAACUCCAAUAAUUGAUGGUAGGCGAGCAAAUUGUAAUUUGGCUUCACUUGGGCGACCUCGACCUCCAAUAUUCUACGGUCGUCCAAGGCCAACAACCCUACAUAGUGGGACCUUGCAAGCCACCCGGGGCCCUUAUUUUGGAAGUUUUGGCUACCAGCAACCACUUUCAAUAAGCUACCAACAAGGAUUGGUGUAUCCACCUUAUGGGUAUUCAACAUAUGGCCCUGAAUAUGUCUACCCACAGGGUGUUUACAACCCAUACAUGGUUCAGCAGUACCUUCAGAUGUAUGGAGUGCCUGGGAUGGUCAACACCGCUAUAUAUCCUUAUGGACAAUUGGGUCAAACCAUUCCUGGAGGUCAUGGUUAUACUCCAUUGCAGGGAUUUGCAGUGCCUGGUCAUCAGAUUGUGCAGUUCAGUGGGCCAAGUGUAAAUGCAGUAACAACUUCACCAAUGCCCACAGUUCAGGCACCAUAUCCUGCUGGUAUUGCUGCCCCUGUUCCACCACAACCUCAAUUUAUAGUCCCUGCUCCUUCUCAGAUUGUGCAAGGUAGCAGUUCUGACCAAACAACUGGGUGAGGGGUUGAUCAAGGUAUCCUUAGAUUGCAGCAGGACUAAGAACAGCAGAACUGCUAAUUGAGCAGUGGGCUUCAGAUCUAGCCUUGCAAAUUAAAUUUCUUGCAUUCUAGAGGUCAUACAUGGUUCAUGCUCACCAGAGAAAUAUGUUGUCUGUGUCGCAUUGUCGUGUGGUGAAGGGUAAUGGAAGAUGCGGGCUGCACUUCCUUUGCCCUAUUGUAUCUAUAACCUUCAUGUGCAUGCCUGCUGGUGCUCAGGGAGAGCUGCGAGCAGUCAUAGAUUGAUGGAUAUGCUGGAAUGGGAUUUCGGCAACCAUGAAGGAAAGAAUAGGACAAUUUUUAUCUUUAAUGUUUAAAAGAGAAUGUCAGCAUGCAUAGAAUCAAGAUACGAUUCUUAUAGUCUAGUUUAGUCCAGUUCAGUCCCAGCAUUUGGGUAUUUAGAUGGUCUCUGGUACUAGUAGUAGUGGUGUCUACUGGUGCCUUUGCAUUGUAUUGACAUUAAAAAGUCAGUUCAACUUUUGUGCAUAUUAGUUCUAGUGGCUUUCUUCUACACUUUAUCUUCUGUAAUUUUCAUGAUCUGACAGCCCGACCUCAGAGCAUGGGGAAAGCUUCGGUCAUAUUUAAUUUUAAAGAAAGGGAAAAAUCUGUGUGUA